ACUGAUCUGCUUAAGUAGGACAAAAUAGUUUUGGAGUGCACGGCUAUAGAUUUCACACUUUUUGAGGCUUACUGAGGUCACACUCCGUGCGUGACCGGAGACAAUUGAGGUCACACUCCGUGCGUGGCCGGAGACAAUUGAAUUUCUCGAUGGAUUACGGCAUGUGAAGGACGCUGGUCGGGGUUGGAGGAACUCGUGCGAUCUUUGACCAAGAAAUGCAUGACAGUUUUUCCCAUCCUGCAGUGACUUGCUUUCAUUCAAUAAGUAAAAACAUGUAUAUAGAAUCAUUAACUGAAUGCAACGAUCAGUAAGACUAAUCAGGCUACCGAUAUGGAAGACCGGUGGAGGGGGUCGGUCUGCCUGAACCUUUAAUUCUGGCCCUAACUUUAUUUGAGGUGUACAAGAUUGUGAAUACUUUUGUGGUAACCAAAAGGAUAGUUAUGGCUAUUCAAGGUCACCCAUAAAGGUCAAAGUAAAGUUAUUACCAACAUUGAUUAUGUUUAAUUCUUGCAAUUGGGGGCAUACUAUUCAUAAAAGUGUCUCUUUGAUAAACUUCAAAGUACCUUGGGGUAUCUGGGGCCCAUUGUAAGCCCAGUACUCCUGUUCAUUGUGAAUCCUAGCGGGGCCCGCGCCAGACAGAUAAGUCAGGAGCCGUCUGAAUACAUGUGUAUAUAAUCCUUUGAUUAAUAUCCAAUUCUGCAUGUCGUUUGUUUAUGCAUGAAGGCGAAAUAUUGCUGUUGGUGUAUCAGAAGUGUUCACUAUAUACUUAGCUGUCUUUUAUCUUAUAGAUCUUGUCAAAACAAUGAACAAACCUAAACUCAGCUGGAUAAAUAUUUUGUGGUAGCACUUCAGGGCACUGUCCGUUCACGGGGAGGAAAUAUUAUAUAGUGGUUGGGUCAGUGACCACGUGAUUAUAGAGUAGCCGACUGUACAUGUACAAUGUACUAACGAGCAGGUAUGCGCGGAUCAAAAGAGACGUUGUAUCUCCUGCGGAAUGAAUAAUUAUAUGAUUGUGUUAUAGAAAAAUAAAACAGGAUGGGCGGGGCUGAUAAUUUGUGUAAGUUACUCUACACGUGAUGUAAUCUAUACAAUCAUAAAACACAAAACUUGGAGUGUUUGAAGCACGGCUUAAUUCUUUUUUUAUAUUUACUUAAUGGGCGUUUGUGUUCAAGGGUUGAGUGAGAGGCCACUAAAGCAAUCCAGCGUUUUGACUUUCUAUUUGAACAAAGAAUCCAAACGACGAAGAGACAAAGCAUUGGAGGCACAGGCCCUGGAUUGGGUUGAGGCCAAUCUAGGAGAACCCGUGGACAGAAAAACACCAUACGAGGAUGUACUCAGGGAUGGCAUUAUCCUGUGCAAUUUGAUGAAUAAACUUAUGCCCGGAUGCAUAAAGAAAAUCGACAAGAAGGGUGGGGGAUUCGCACUCAUGCAGAACAUCGAGCGUUUCCAGGAAGCGGCCAAAAAAUACGGCGUCCCUGUUAACGAGGUGUUUCAGACGGUGGACCUCUGGGAGAGGAAAAACAUUCCUCAAGUCACGCUCUGUAUCCACGCCCUGGGACGAGUGGCCCAGACACGAGAAGAUUAUACUGGACCAACACUGGGUCCGAAAAUGGCCGAAAAACAAUCUCGGGAGUUUUCGGAGGAUCAGCUUAGAGAAGGAAGGAAUGUCAUUUCCUUACAAUACGGAAGUAACAAGGGCGCAAGUCAAGCCGGUUUAAAUAUGGGCAAGCAGAGAAUGAUCAACGACUGAGCUUUAAAGGGACACUACGGACGAUUGUGAAUUUCGUUGAUUUUAUUUCUUAACUUUUUUGUUUCAUUAGUUACGUUUUUUUAUUUCUACAUAUCAAUGGCAUUUUAUUUCAUGUUUGUAGACGAUCUGGAGAUGUAUGCAUAGUUAACUUAUUAUAUAUUGGGAGUAUAAGUACAUAAAACACAACAAAACUAA
Messenger RNA from Ostrea edulis (European flat oyster), 1945 nucleotides. Its product is annotated as myophilin-like. Gene Ontology annotation, molecular function: protein binding. Bases 1154 to 1750 code for a protein of 198 amino acids. The transcript has 4 exons. Lineage: Eukaryota; Metazoa; Mollusca; Bivalvia; Ostreida; Ostreidae. The record is from RefSeq and is a predicted model, not a curated record.